AAAAAGAACUUGGCGGUCAAAAACUGGAGGUGAUGACGAAUUGUCAGCAACUUGCUGGAAACAUACAUCUUAUAGUUGAAAAACCACUUGUUCCUACUUUAGAUAAAAUUGUACAAGAUUUCGAGGAUUUAUCUGUUUCAGAAAGAGAGUUUAAUAUUUAUCACCCAAAAGUUUUGACCCUUAAGUUUGCAAGGGAAAUGGGAUGUCUUAGAAAAGGAUAUCAA
This is a messenger RNA of Funneliformis geosporum, 224 nucleotides long. Lineage: Eukaryota; Fungi; Glomeromycota; Glomeromycetes; Glomerales; Glomeraceae. The record is from the annotation of a GenBank genome assembly.